This is a messenger RNA of Fraxinus pennsylvanica, 840 nucleotides long. The record is from the annotation of a GenBank genome assembly. NCBI's taxonomy places the organism in Eukaryota, Viridiplantae, Streptophyta, Magnoliopsida, Lamiales, Oleaceae.
AUGGGUGAACAAGUCGAACAGGAAAAAACUCAGGAGGAAGCUAAACCAGAGGAAAAGAAAGAAGAGAAAAUGGAGGAGACAAAAGAAGAACCUAAGCCACCCUCCCCUUUGGUUUUGUUUGUGGACUUGCAUUGUGUGGGUUGUGCAAAGAAGAUAGAGAGGUCCAUUCUCAAGAUUAGUGGAGUAGAGGGAGUUGUGCUUGACAUGGUGAAAAAUCAAAUAACUGUGAAGGGAGUUGUGGAGGCUCAAGCUGUAUGCAACAAAAUCUCGAAGAAAACAAAGAGAAGCGUCAAAGUUUUAUCGCCAUUGCCAGUAUCUGAGGGCGAAGCUAUAUCGGAAGUUGUUGCCUCACAGGCUAGCGAAUUAACUACAGUGGAGCUGAAUGUGAACAUGCAUUGCUUGGCUUGUGCCCAGCAGCUUAAGAGAAAGUUACUCAAAUUGAAAGGAGUGCAAAUAGCCGAGACAGAAUUUAGUUCUGGGAAAAUUAAGGUUACAGGUACUAUGGAUGCAAACGAGCUCGUUGAUUAUGUCUACAAAAGCACAAAAAAGCAAGCCAAAAUAGUACCACAGCCCGAAACCGAAGAACCAAAGCCCAAGGAGAAUAAAAACGAAGAAAAGCCAGAUGAAGAAGCCAAACAAGAGGAAAAAAAGGAAGAAAAAGGAGAGGAAAAGGGUGGGGAAAACAUAGAGGAGGAGUCCACUAAAGGAGAGAUGAAUUUUAGUGAUGAACAGGCCAUGCAUAAACUCAUGCAUUACUAUCAACCUUUGUAUAUGAUUGAAAAAACCCCCCCUCCGCAGCUUUUUUCAGAUGAGAAUCCUAAUGCUUGUUGCAUUAUAUAG